Messenger RNA from Aspergillus pseudoviridinutans, 369 nucleotides. RefSeq lists its product as uncharacterized. The record is from RefSeq and is a predicted model, not a curated record. NCBI's taxonomy places the organism in Eukaryota, Fungi, Ascomycota, Eurotiomycetes, Eurotiales, Aspergillaceae. Bases 1 to 369 code for a protein of 122 amino acids. The transcript is spliced from 2 exons.
AUGCGUGAGGAGACGACACAUCAACACCAAGUCCGCGUCCUGUGGGCUGUUAUUGCCCAAAGCACCUCGUUUCGGCGGGUGCUACAAUCACAUAUGUCCAGCGGGAUGGGCCCUGGCGGCGAAUCGGCCCCAACGGCGGCGGCGGCGAUGACGGCAACGAGGAGGAAGAGGAAGAGGAAGGAGGAGAAGCAGGAGAAGAAGGAGGAGGAGAAGAAGGAGGAGAAGAAGGAGGAGAAGAAGGAGGAGAAGAAGGAGGAGAAGAAGGAGGAGAAGAAGGAGGAGAAGAAGGAGGAGAAGAAGUCGAGGAAGAGGAAGAGGAGAUAUAUGACGAUGGAUCAGACGAAGUCUGGAACCAGUGAUCAAGUAUGA